AUGGGGAUCGCAAAAGAUGUAGCCACAUCAACUUUAAAUAAAGUGGGUGGUAAUUUGGAAGCGGCUAUUAAUCAUAUAUUUUUAGAUACUCCAGAUACUCAAGAAAGGGAAGCUAUUUCUACAAGUGAUUUAUUAACGGCCCAGAAAACUAUCUCCAGCAAUAAUUAUAAUAAUGACAAUAGUAAUUCAAGUUUCGAUAGUGAUUCGCAAGCCACAUCUUGCCACAUAGAAUUGUCCAGAAAGAAUAGUAGGAAAGUAAAUAGUAACACAAGUAAUCUCCCCAGUAAUACUUUUAUAAUUAGUGGCGGCAGUAAUUCAAAUAAUAUUUUAUCAAGAGAAAAUUUAUCAGAAAAUUCUUCUGAUUCAAGUAUCGAUUCGAAGGAAGAAUAUCAACCCUUAUAUUUAACAGAUACUCAACCACCCACUUAUCAAGAUUUUACAAUGACUUCAAAUGAUAACUCUCAACAAAUUUUUGUUCCACCUGUUUAUUCCAAAGGUACCUAUAAAGUUCAAAAAAGUUUACCGGAUGAUCCAACAGUGCUACUAUCAUUAGAACCUUCAAAACUACUAAGUAAUUACUUUGGAUUAUUUUCAAUGAGCUUGGCUUUAUUUGCACCUGAUUUAUUUAUGGGUCCUGACUUUGUUAAUUUAAAUUUUAAUGAUAAUUGGAAUAAAGGUUUACAGAUUGAUACUCCUGAAUAUGAAGUUAAAUAUACACACAACUUAGAGCCGGGAUUAGAAGAUCGAAUUGAAAUUGUAAAUGCUAUUAAUUUGUCUGAAAAAGAACGAGAAUUAACUUACCAACCCUAUAUCCUAUGGCAACUACAAAAAGUUAUUUCAAUUAUGAAUUCACAAAUUUCCUCAAGGGCAUACAUUUCAAGUGGCAUAUAUUCACUUUGUUUAGAUGAUAAUACACAAAAAAAAUUAAUGGAAACUUCACAUUUAUACGAUAUUCUACCAACAUUCAUAAGGUCUUUGAUGAACGAUUGCAAACACGUACCAGAUUUAGAUCAAAAUAGAAUGAAGAACAUGUUUGUCUCAAAAGCAUUCCACCAGAUACCUAUACACAAGGAACCUACUAAAGUGUCAUUAUUUUUAUUUCAUUUCUUACCCGAAGAAUACGAUUCCAAUUUAUACAAAAUGUUUAAUUCAUUAUUAUACCGAUCUUAUGAUGAACCAAUAUACCCAAGAACAAAUCAAAAUAGUGCUGACUCUAGCAGUUCCGAUGACGAAAUUUCUAAUGAAGAGGAGAGCUCAUUAGACGAAAUUAGUACCAUUUUAACAGUAAUUUUUGAUGAACUGGAUCAAGAUACUGAAUUGAUUACUCAGCCAGAUGGUGUGGAAAUUCCAUUUGAAUUCUAUCCUGAACUAUACACCAAAAAGUGUAAAGAGAAAUUAAUAAAUGGCAUUUUACAUACCAGAUACCAAAACAAACUAAAGAUGAAAGAAGUCUUGAAUGACUUGAAUAGUUUGAAGUCAUUUGAAGGCAAGGAUAUUCUUAGAUUCUUGAAUAGCACUUUAGAAUAUCUACAGCGUGAUGGUAAAGAAGGCCCAAUGGUUAAUAAAUUGUCUUACGUCAAGGAGCAAUUGAGUAGGGCAAAAACUGAGAAAAUGCUUGAAUAUAAGACAAUUUCAAGAAGCUUACAAAAUGAAUGGAAUAUCGAUAAACCCGAGCUUAGUAUCAUUGAACAAGCACAAGAUUUAGGUUUAAUCGGUGAUCCCCACUUGCUAGUAAUGGCAGUCUUGUCACCGUACUUGUAUUUUUUCAGGGACAGACGUAACAGAUGGUUUAAAUUUCAAAGCUCUAUCAUGGGGACUGAUUUUGAAAUCACUAAAUAUGAAUCGGACAAGACUGUUCAAGAUGAAAUAAAACUAAACACAAAAUCUGCAAGUGAGACUCCAAUUAUGUUUGUCUAUUGUAAGAAAGAUGCUAUUCCAAAUGAUUCUUUAGUGUUACAAAAGUUUGCUAAGAACCAAGGCUGCAGUGCUUUUGCACAGGCUGAUGAGAUGAGCUUGAAGAAGAAUGUUACCAGGUGA
Messenger RNA from Henningerozyma blattae CBS 6284, 2037 nucleotides. RefSeq names its product Rup1p (gene RUP1). Gene Ontology annotation, biological process: protein deubiquitination. Gene Ontology annotation, cellular component: nucleus; cytosol. Bases 1 to 2037 code for a protein of 678 amino acids. NCBI's taxonomy places the organism in Eukaryota, Fungi, Ascomycota, Saccharomycetes, Saccharomycetales, Saccharomycetaceae. The record is from RefSeq and is a predicted model, not a curated record. The transcript has a single exon.